AUGGCAGCUCUUGCUGCAGGGGAGGACUCUCACUCUCUACAUUCUAUUGGCCAAGGGGAAGAUGGUUUCACAAAAAGAAAAUCUAUUUCAGUUGCUACUCUAGGACGUUGCUCUUUCAAGAAGCAAGGGGCCCACCAAACUCUGACUUCCACCUCGGUUCUCCUCCCACUAUCAGAUGAUCUCUCACAGAUAGAUAGUGAUGUUGAUGACCUUUGUAUGAUAGCAAAAAGGGCAGUUUCUGAAUCAGACAUACCAGAUCUCCCUCAGAUGCCUUUGAGGUCUUCCAGUGUCCAUUCUAUCUCAACCGCAGCGCCUGAUAGACAUAGCUGGCCCUUAGGAGGUGGUAAUUCUAUUGGCUGGAGAAUGAAAGUUGAAGAUGAUGAGUUUGACGAGGAGGAGGAUUCUGUGACUUUAGAGACUUCCACAAACAGCAGGAAGCGAGGUUCUGAUGAUUCCCUGACCAGUUUAGAGAGGCCUGGCAAGAAGAAGACUGGCUGUGAGGUAGAUGAGGAAGUGAAGAAUCUGUUUAAAGCUUUGGAAGUGGCAUGGGAAUCUGGAGGAGUAGACACAAGUGCCAAAGCUCAGCUGAAUGGUUUUGCGAUGGUUGAACCAGAUCAACUGCCGCUGUUUAAAUGA
Messenger RNA from Oldenlandia corymbosa var. corymbosa, 636 nucleotides. Lineage: Eukaryota; Viridiplantae; Streptophyta; Magnoliopsida; Gentianales; Rubiaceae. The record is from the annotation of a GenBank genome assembly.